Pelobates cultripes (western spadefoot toad) is the source of this 10785-nucleotide messenger RNA. The record is from the annotation of a GenBank genome assembly. Lineage: Eukaryota; Metazoa; Chordata; Amphibia; Anura; Pelobatidae.
AUUUUAAAUGUCAACCCACAAUAAAAUUUUUUAAACAUUUAAUAUAGUUUCUAAUAUUUAUCUUUGAUACAUAUCACAGUUACUGAUUUCUUCUGCUUGUAACAUUUUGUGUUAUUUAUAUAGGAGAUAUAAAGUGCAGUUAAUUGGUGCGCGUAUCGGAAACUGUAACAGCAGUGCAUUGUAGUAUGUUAUUUGUAGUGGGUUAUCCUGCAGUUUAGAGCCAAUUUGCUAAGUAGGUCAAGGUCAUGAUUAACCCACUGACUGCCAGAGGGUUGUAAUAGAAAUCCCUCUGGCAUUUCACAAGAUAACACACAAAUCAAAUUCAGGCAUGAUGUUUAAAGGAUGGCAAUGAUCAUGUUUUUUCUUACAAACUCCUAACAUUAUUAUCUGUGAAAUAAACAAAACACAUUAAAUUCAAUGCAAGCUCUGGAUAGAAUUAACCAUACGUGUAAUUUAGCGAGGUUGGCUCAUUGUUCUUCCCAAUUUGUCGUCUGACUAUCUGUCUGCUCUUGAUAUGUGUGUUGUAUUUAGAUGAAUCUCUGCUACUGAAAAACCUUGCAGCCCCCUUAAUAGCACAAUGCAUGGGCAGCGCAUCUCCAUACAAUAUAGUCGAUAUAUAUGUGUAACACUUAAUUUCCAGCAAGUCGCUCAGACAAGAGUUCCAUUGAUGCUUCCAUGAAGGUACCAAUUUGAACUUUUGUACAAAGUAGUGGAAGUUUGCCCACCUCCCCCACCCCCGCUUAACCCCACAAGAUGCUGACAUUGCAAAAGUCACCCUCUUUUUUUCUGUAGCAUCUCGGCGAGGCGUAAAUCCCAAAUAGGUGAUAAAAGAAGUCCUUUUCCGUCAACAACGAGCUUUGAUAGGACUCCUCCUUUUUUCUGUACCCUUCUGAUUUCUCUCUCUUUUUUUUUUCCUUCUCCAAGUUGACUGUUAACUAUCCCCCUUGCAUCUAAAGUUGUCUCCUGAUUGGUGUACUCUGCCUCCGUUACGUCAGUCAGAGUGUGACGUUCAGUCUUCCUGUUUCCUCCAGCUGUGUCUUAAAGUAAAUCUUGUUGUAGUGUGGAGCCUCAGCUGAGCUGCUCUGCCUGCUAGGAUAAUACAAUUACUGCCAGGCAUAAGAGACCAGCACAAAAGAUCUCUCUCCCUCUUCCCCUCUCUCUCUCUGAGUCUCUGUCUCUCUCCACUCAGUCUCCAGCCUGCUCUCUGUCAGAUUCGCACACACACAUACACACACACAUACACUCACGCAUACUCUGUGUCCCUUAGUCAUUCAGAGGCACACACACAUACUCCCUCCCUUGUCAAAUUGUACAAUACAUCAGCACAUAUUCCAGGCUCUGUGUUUUCUGUCUUUCGCUGGCAAAACGGAUCAGUUUCAACGCUUUCUCUGAGUAAGUAUACCCUUCAGCAUUAGUUUUUAUUUCAAAUAACUUUGCUAAAUUGCAUCCUAGGGCUCUGCUUUUUUUUGCCUUUUUUUUAUUUUAUCACAGACCUUUUAUCAGCACUUAAACUUUAAACGUAUUUGUUCAGAAGUGUGUGUGUUUUUUCGUGUUGGAGUAAUAAGAACUUCGUUUGAGCAGUGAUGCUGAUCCUUGUUAGGAUAAUGGUAAAUGUUUAAGGAUGCUUAAUGUGCCAUUUGACUGCUAGUUUUGUUCUAUGUAGUAGUAACUGGUUUUUUUUUUCCACCUUUUUAACGCCUGAUUUCAUCUUUAGUUUUUUGUUUUUCUUUUGUCAUGUCUGCAAAGAUCCUAUUAUUAUUUUUUUUCCGUCUGCUUUAUUUGCUUCUCAUUUGAAUAGAUAGUUCCCUUUUUUUUAAUUAUUUCUCAUUCCAGGAAAAAAAAAAACUGUCAGAUAUUAUUAUAAUAUUGGUUUCUUUCCUUCACUCAGAUAAAAAGUGUGUGCACGAGAUCUUAUUAUUUUUUUUUAAAGCUCAGUUAAUAUAAACCUGUCAAUCUGUUUAUUCUUAAAAAAUAUAGCGUAUUGCCCCUUAUAUCGCUUCUAGCAGAUUCCCAAGUUUAAAAAAAAAAAAUGUAAAAUAGCAUUUCUUCUUAUUAAGACUAUGGUAACUCUCUUCUUCCCUUUAAAUGCUGAUAGCAUUAUUUUGCCAUAUUUCAUAGCUCUCAAUGCCUUGUAUCUGAAGGGUAAGAAUGAUUUUGUAGUUGAUCUUUGAAGUUUCACAAAUUGGUCUAAAAUGAAAAGCCUUGUUUGGAUAGCCUGUGUUAGAUCUGUCUCCAUAGUGUAGCAAGAUCUGUACGCAUCUAGCAGUAAUGUUUGCAAGUCACAGAGAAAGCACAUGCUUCUGCUUACACUAGAAAGCUCGUAGUGCUGAAUUUUGAAAGCAUAUUUUUUCCUUUUUCUGGGGGGGAGUUUGGCAAGGGAUGCACCCAGCAUCACUGCGUGCAAACCAGUCCAAGCAGUUGUCAUUUAUAGUGUGCAUUUCCCCUAGCCUCGUUAUUAUUUUAAUUUAUUGUUAUUUUUUUUAAUUUGUACUUUUUAGGGAUAUUUGCAUCAAACUGUUAACGAUGACUGGUCUGCUAUAAAAGAUUUGCUUUUCAUUUCCUUUCUUUUUUAAAAAAAAAAUCUUUAUUAUUUGUCUCCCGCUCCCUUCUGUGUCUGGAUAGCUAUUGUAAGACCAAAACAGAACAUGCAUGGUUAACGCCAGACAGGUGCGUUGUGUCAAGAAAGACAGGUGCAAGUUUUCGUUCAGCAGAAUCUUACCAGCCGGCUAUUGUUGAGAGGUUUAUGCAUUUAUGGCCAGCUCAUAGAUAAGGAAAGCCCGAACAACAGAGACGUUCAAAUUAUACCUGGUGAGAUGUUUUGUAUAAACCCUAUUUGCAUACUAAAUACAGGUUGCAUUAUUAAUCAACAUGUUAGACAAAGUAAGGGGAAAUAUUGCUUUUACCUGAUAGCAGAUUUAUAAGUGGAAGCAUAUGUUUUGUGUUAGAAGCCGUCUUAUUACCUGCCAUCACAAAGGUGCAUCCGGAAAGAGUUGAUUUUUUUUUUUUUGGCUUGGUCCAUGGGACCUGAUCACUUCUUUAGUCUUGUUUCUUCUUGGCUGGUCAAAAUGUACAUUUCUUCAUUUCUUCAUUUCUAACCCAUCAGCCUGUAAAUGUUUCCCAGAAGUUAGUCCACCUUAUGCCACCACUAUUUUCAAAAAAUUCCCUGUUUUUGGUUAAAACAAAAGUUAGUCCACCUUAUGAUGACUUUGUUUUUGCUAAGCGAAGUGACGUGUUCACUAAACGGCAAACCGACUUAGAAAAUUACAACUUAAAGAGUCAAUAGCCUGUCUAUAAGGACCUACGUUUUUUAGUCGGAUGUCAGUUGGCCAUUUAGUAAACAGACGUCUAUCUAAAUAUUUAUAUAUGAAUAACAUUUCCACUGAUCUUUCUCUAUAAGAAUUGAGAAGUCAAGUACAUUAUGAUGCUCUUUAUGUGUGACUCUUGGAAGUAAAACAACUUUUUCCCUCCUGACUCACAACAUUUCCACUUACUAAUGAUUUUUGGUUAUAUUUUCCCAGCCUCUUCUAGGCUGUCAAUCUAUCCAUCUGUCUCAAAUUCCCUGUUUUAGUCGUUCUGUCCAUCUAUCUGUCUGUCUGACAUUUUCUGUUUUACAAAAAUAAGGGAUCAUUUUCUCUCCAUCAAUUAGAAAUAAUUAAGUGUCUUCCAAACAUAGGGUUCUGUUUUUACAAAGAGAUGACUAUGAGUAUAUUUGUGGUUAAAACGUAGAAAAUAUUUUGCACAGGUUUAUUCAGAAUGCAUGUCAGAUUAAGGCACCCUUCUGUAGUAUAGUGCUCCUGGGGUGUCCCUUUUUUGUACAGGCACAAGGUGUGCAUUUUUCUUUUUCGACUUUACCUUUGAGUUGUGAUAUCUAUGUCAUCCUUUAAAUUCUUAUCUAUGGCAGUUCCACCUUUUACUUCUCUGCCCUUUCGUACAUAUAUACUUCUGCUUUUUAUUAAUGAUAAAUGAAGGAACUUUAGAUAUAAAGAUGUCAAAUAUCGCCAAGCAGAAUAGCCUUUAUGUCUUUUAUUAUGCCUGUGUUAAUGAUUCCAUCUGGCAGACCCAGUAGUUACAGUUCAAGAUUGUCCUCAGUGCCUUAACCCAUUCUGUUCCUCUUAUAUGAAGAAGUUAGCUUUUAUUUAAGCAUAGGAAAGCCCACCUGACACUUUUAAAACGGCCUUUCCACGCUAGGUGUGACAACGUAAAAUUCUUUCUCCAUUGAUGUCAGAGGUUAUAAUGCAAACUAACAUUUUAAACUAAUGAUACAUUUACGUUAAGCUCUAUGCCCAUUUUAAACUUGGGGCCUGUGUUUGUUUUUGUUGUUGUUAAAGCAACAUAUAAUGACCCCAGGGGGUAGCCAAAGCUAUGUACUAAUCAUCACUAGACUAGACACAACAACACCUCUAAAGUAAUAGACAUUAAAAGUUCAAUUAGGCAUACUCCUGUUUUCGGUGAAACUUUUGUCCCCAGGUACUCUAUAAUUUUAUGCAAAACUGUCUAGUUGUUUAACUCCUUCAACGCUGGGUGUGUACAGUGCUUUUUAGAGGCCACCUAUACAUCCGUCAUCAUAGUUAGAGGGACACCCCAUUGAGAUCAGGCUCUUAGAUAACUAAACAUCACAGCUAAAAAGCAUUGCAGUAUAGAAUGAUGUGUUAUUUUGUACACAAAACAUUUGUGUAGGUAACGACUACACAAUUUCAGCAAGUACAUGUAAUACGAAAUGUAUACAUGUUGUAAUUGCUGUUCACGUUCAUCUGCGUUUUUUGCGACUUGGUGUAAGUUUAGUUCUAAACUUUUGGGGAAAACACUUAGCUGUGAACAAACUAGAAAAACGACCUUGAUAUUUAAUCACUAAAAACAGAAUCGUAUAGCGAAUUGAAAACUGAAUUUCAAAAUUUAAGUAACAAUAACUGAUUUGUAAAAAAAAAAAGUCUUCAACUCAUGUAUAGACUUGGCUAUUUUAACUUGAAUUUUGCUUUUUGAUUCUCAAUUCACUAUAACUGACUGUUUAGGGAAUAAACCAGCCUUGCCUCUAUUAAGUUAUAACACACAGAUGGCUACUGAUAGCAGUGCAUAAUCGACCAGGUAAAAAUGGUUUUGUGGUAUGCACUUAUUUAUAACUCUGUAAUAUCCCCUACGCCAAAGAUUAUUUUCCUGAAAACAGAUUGAGAAUUAUCGUUAAACACACCAAUGCCCAAAUCUGAAACAGCUCGUACAAUUUAGCAUCAAACUAAUUUAAGACCAUUGAAUAUGCUUAAAGCCAUAUUUUUGAAUCGAUAGCAGCAGUUUAUUUUCCUAAAAAGAAAAAAGAAAGGAACUUUUACUGUGUAUUUAAAAAACAAAACAAAAAAAAAACACACACACACACUACAAAUUCAUGGCAAAAUAGUUAUUGUCAUUGUAUAAAGUUGCAGAAAUGCUGUUUAAUUUAAUUAUUUAUUUUAGUGACCUUACUUUUUCCCGUCAAUAAUGCUGUAAAAUAGCCACACACAAAAAUAAUCUUAAGGUAAAACCUGAAUUUUCUAUUUUAAAUUUUUCCCUUUUAUAAUUGAACAUAUGCUUUAUGCAAAUAAAAUGCCCAGCUAUAUAUAUUUAUUUAAAUAUACCUUUCAUUUCAAGAAAUUUAUUUUUUUCAAAUAACAGUCUAUCUUUGAACUUAAAUUUUCAGAUAAUUCUUCUAUUCUUGCUAAUAUAUUUGCUCCUAUUAAAAUGAGUGUCAAAAAUCCAACAUUGUUUAAAAGCCUGUCUCAAAUUGUUCGUUGUAAAUUAACAAGUGAGGAUAGUUACAUUGAAACUUUACAAUUUUCUCAAUUUGAUAUUGGGCACUCGUGUGCUUUAAAUUUUUUUGUCUUGAUCUGAGAGGUAAAAUAAACUUUUACGUUAUUUUUCGUAUCAUCAGCAUUGAUCAACAGACUUAGAAAUGUCUUAUAACAAACUGGAGUAUCAAUUUAGCCUAGACUAACAGCUGCAGAUCAGGAAUAAAUCAAGCCAAAUUAAUUUAAAUAAUGUCGUAGAUUUAAAGAAGAUUACAGGGGUACAUAUUUGGCAAGGACACAUAUUUUGUAUUAAUUUAUGAAAAUUUUACCAGAAAACUUUUUAAUAAAUGCAAAUUUGCAUAUGAGAGGUUUGCAGGAAGGAUCUCGUUCAAUUUUUGGUGCUAUCAUUUGUACAUUAACCUCUAGAUUUCUUGAAUUUUGACAAGUAGUUGUUUCAAAUGCUUUUUGCUAAAAGGCAUGUGUUAUUAUUUUUUUUAUUUUUUUAUUAAGCUUAAUAACUUUUAAAGGUUUAUUCGCUGAACGGUACAUUUUAGUGAAUUUAAAAUUUCGUUUGGCAAAUAAAAUCCAAGUGAAUUGAGCUGGAAGAAUUCUCCCCCCUUUUAGCUGUUGGAGCGUGAAUUUUCCUUGUUUAAUUUGCAUGUUCGAUUUUUAGUUAAGCUGCAAGUUUAAUGAAUAAGCAUCAAGCACAAAUAUGUGCUUGCAUGGGUAGAAGUUUAUAUACGUCAAAAUCGCUUUAUUUUAUGUAUUAUGUAGAUAUUACAUAUUCUGAAGCUCCCAACUGUUAUAUUUAGAAUGCAUGGAGAUUAGGAGGAAUGGAUCAAACUAAGAGGAUUGAUUUACUAAAUGUUGAAUUGUGGGCAGUCGACAACUGAAUUGCAAGAUUCCAGUCAAAAUUUUGGACAUUGAAAUUUUUUUUUCGGUGAUACAAAACUGAUCCAACGCAGCUAUUAUGCUCAAAAUUUUAUUAAUCAAUUUAACACAAGUUGCCAUUUAGUGAAUAAAUUCCCAGGUCUUUUGAGUGAAUCCAAAACAGUUUUCCAUAGACUUUGUAUUUAUUAGUGAUCACAAAUGGUGCUUCAUGGGCCUACAUGGACAAUUCAAAUGUGAUACUUUACCUCACAAAGACAAACUCUCGGUUUGUUCCACAAUUUUUUUAUUUUAUUUUUUACCAAAGUAGUGUCCAGUGUACCCUAUAAUGACACAGACUAUCCUUUUAGAGAUGUUGGGUUUGUUUUUAAGGAGAAAUUUCAUACUUUUUUUUUCUUCUUAAAUUGACAGAAAUAUAUACAGGUAUUAUGUUCCUCUUAGGAUGGAGAUCUGACCAUAGCCUUGAGAUAGUUUUCUUCGGAUACACGAUUUUACAGCCAGCAUUUUCUUCCUUUACUUGUAUUAUAUAUAUAUAUAUGUGUGUGUGUGUGUGUGUGUGUUCACAAUCCAUCUGUGUAAGCUCUGCUUAAUAAUAUCCUAAAUCUGACGGUUUUGUCAUGCUGAAAUUAUGCCUUUUUGCAUGAAUAGUCAUCUUUUAAAACUAGCCACAGAUGCAGUCCUAGGGAGCACAUAGAUGUUUUUACAGGUGAACCGAAAAGAGAUGGGACACAUUCCAAAAAAGUCUGCAUGCUGCCUUUGGCAAUGUACCCUGUGAUUGUAAAGAUGUGCUCUGUUAAGCAAAUGCAUAGUUUAGUAUCAGAUAAACAUGGCAUGAAAGAUUCUCAUCACCUUUAUUUUUUUUAAUUUUUUUACUAAGCACAAUUUUUAUCUCCAUGGAAAAAAGGGAAACCUUGUAGUUUCCUCAUAAGUUGAACCGUCACCAGUAACAUUUAGACUGUUCUUUUUGAGAAAUAAAUCAUUAUAAUCUUUCUUAGGUGGAAUUCAAGGAAAAGCAAUGACACUUGGGAAGAAAGUCAGAACAUCAUUGUAUCGCGGUUAUUUCAUAUUUGCCGUACAUGGUUUUCUGCUUUGGCGAUACAUGCCACAGGAAACCAGAUGCAGGCAUAGAUAAAAUGAUGUCACUUGGCAUUCAGAGCAAGUUGAAGGAAGAUACACUUACUGGCUAGCAGUAAUCUUUAUAGGAAAAAUCAUGUUGAAGAAUUGAGAAACCUACGGGGUUUUCUGUUACUGUUACGGGAAAUAUCCUGCUAAUAGUGCAGACGUUGCUCAUGUGUAAUGUGCAUUUCUAGAUCCUUUUCUCAGGAGACUUGCUGUUCGCUAUCACACCAUGUACCGGAUACCAUGGUUUACAUCCUCACAUUUUGGGUUAAACACCCAACUAUGUGUAUCGUUGGCCAUGUAUCCCUCUCAAUUUACUAGAUAUUGCAUGAAGUAUUAGGAUUAUCUAGAUAAAUCAAUCUCCCUAGGGCAGUAGAACUGCUUCCCUUAAUCAGAGACAGGCCACUUCUGGCCCAAUAACCAUUUAGGAUUAAACCUAUAUUAGUCCUUGACUGCCUACUCUUGCUUGCACUUCUAGUGGUUUUGCAUGGCACCUCUUUGGGCAGUGCAAGCUUCCUUUGGCAGACUAAAAUGAAGGGAGCAAUAGGCCAUGCCAAAAUGUUGUCCUUGGAUUUUGUUUCCUUAUUUUUAAUAAUUGUGCUUUAUAUCGAUACUUCCCCUGUGUUAAAUAGUGCUUUUUGUACAAAACACUGUCUGUAACCAUAAAACAUCUACCUCUAAAAUUUCUGUAAGGUUAAAUAUAUCCAUUUUUUUUUCCUGGAAUACGUUACAAUUUUUUUUAAAUGUAUAUUUUGCUUCUUAUUUCAAAGAUAAACCUUCCAAAUUGGAUUUUAUUUCAUCUUUCUUAGCAUUAUCUGGCCAAAUUUAAUCAUUUGUUUUUCUUUUGCUGUGCUCUUACAAUCUGCAGAGAUAAACGCUAUCAGUUUGAGAACAUUUGAGAAAUACAAUCAUUUUACUUGUACUUAAGUAGUUUUUAUGUUUUUGCUUUUUUAUAUUUAUUUUGUGUGUUCUGGGGAGGGGGGUUGUGUGUAAAUCUUAAUCCAUCUUAAAGCAGUGAAGCAGAAAUAUUUAAAAAUGUUUAGUUUCAAGCAGAGUGCAUAAUAAAUUGUAAUAAUUGUAAUGUGUCAUAAAUCCCAGAGCCUAUGCAUUUUGCAUUUUAUUCAGGAUUGAGGUCAGGAAAUUUGGAGAAAUUUAAAGAAAAUGAUUCAUCAGUCCUUUUGUUCUGUUGGCUAGGGUCCCAGGAUUCUCGAGCUGUGCCCAGCUGACAAGCUUUUGAAGAUGACACAAUAACAGACCAGUGAUGCCUGACCAUGACAGCGCAGCCCUCUUAAGCAGGCAAACCAAGAGAAGAAGAGUUGACAUUGGAGUGAAAAGGACUGUAGGGACAGCAUCUGCAUUUUUUGCUAAAGCGAGAGCAACCUUUUUCAGUGCCAUGAAUUCCCAAGGUUCCGAGCAGGAUGUUGAGUAUUCCGUGGUACAGCAUGCAGAUGGGGAAAAGUCAAAUGUACUCCGCAAGCUGCUGAAGAGGGCGAACUCCUAUGAAGAUGCCAUGAUGCCUUUUCCAGGAGCAACCAUAAUUUCCCAGCUGUUGAAAAAUAACAUGAACAAACAUGGUGGCACAGAGCCCAGUUUCCAAGCCAGUGGGCUUUCCAGCACAGGCUCUGAGAUACAUCAGGAGGAUGUAUGCAGCAACUCUUCAAGAGACAGUCCCCAAGAGUGUCUUUCCCCCUUUGGCAGGCCUACGAUGAGCCAGUUUGAUAUGGAUCGGUUGUGUGAUGAGCACCUGAGAGCAAAGCGUGCCCGGGUUGAAAAUAUAAUUAGAGGUAUGAGCCAUUCCCCAAAUGUGCCAUUGAGGGGCAAUGAAAAUGAAAGAGAGGGAGCCCCCCGGUCUAUAAGCCCCCGAGAAAGCUAUAGAGAAAACAAGCGCAAGCAAAAGCUGCCUCAGCAGCAGCAGCAACAGAGUUUCCAGCAUCUGGUAUCAGCUCGAAAAGAACAGAAGAGAGAGGAGCGUAGACAGCUGAAACAGCAGCUGGAAGACAUGCAGAAACAGCUGCGCCAGCUGCAGGAGAAGUUCUACCAGAUCUACGAUAGCACCGAUUCAGAAAAUAAUGAAGAUGGCAACCUGUCUGAAGACAGCAUGCACUCAGAGAUCAUAGAUGGAAGAGCCCGGGAUUCUGUGGGCAGGUCAGAUAAUGAAAUGUUUGACAUAGACCCUGGGCAGUUCAUUAAUCGUGCCCGAGCCCUAGUCAGGGAACACGAACUGGCACCAGACAAUCAUGGGAAAAGAGAGGGAACAAAAGACAAAGAUCCUUUGCAUAACAUUUUCCACCCUGAAAGCAAACAUUUGGCAGAAACACUUAAGCAAGAACUAAAUACUGCUAUGUCACAGGUAGUAGACACUGUGGUCAAGGUUUUUUCGGCAAAGCCCAUUCGCCAACUCCCUCAGGUCUUUCCACCCCUCCAAAUUCCUCAGGCAAGAUUUGCAAUCAAUGGGGAGAGCCACAACUUCCACACCACCAACCAUCAUGCACAGUGCUUUGGUGAUGUCAUCAUUCCAAAUCCCCUGGACACUUUUGGCAACGUACCGAUGCCUAGUUCUACAGACCAAACAGAAGCACUGCCCUUAGUUGUACGCAAAAAUUCUAAUGACCAAUCUACCAGUGUGCCACCACCUGGUAGUCAUCAUGCUUCACUGCAUCAGUCCCCUCUCUCAGCAGCUGCUAGCUUCUCCUCCUCUUCUUUCCGUCACCCUUUCCCUCUUCCACUCAUGGCUUACCCAUUUCAAAAUCCUUUGGGUGCCCCAUCUUCAGCCUUUCAAAGCAAAGACAGGGCCUCCCCUGAAUCCCUAGACUUAACUAGGGAGACUACAAGUCUGAGGACCAAGAUGUCAUCACAUCAUAUGAAUCAUCACCCAUGUUCUCCAGUGCACCCUCCUAGCUCAACGGAAGGUCUCUCCUUGUCUUUUAUCAAGUCGGAGUGCGGAGACAUGCAAGAUAUGUCCGACAUUUCUCCAUAUUCUGGAAGCGCAAUAUCCUUUUUAAAGUGGUUGAUGAAAAAAUACUAA